Musa acuminata AAA Group (dessert banana) is the source of this 1447-nucleotide messenger RNA. RefSeq names its product tryptophan synthase alpha chain-like. Gene Ontology annotation, biological process: L-tryptophan biosynthetic process. Lineage: Eukaryota; Viridiplantae; Streptophyta; Magnoliopsida; Zingiberales; Musaceae. Gene Ontology annotation, cellular component: chloroplast; cytosol. The record is from RefSeq and is a predicted model, not a curated record. The coding region runs from base 161 to 1270 and encodes 369 amino acids. Gene Ontology annotation, molecular function: tryptophan synthase activity. The transcript is spliced from 8 exons.
GGCAGUUUGCACUGGGACGAUUCCAACCUUCUUCUUCUUCCUCUGUUCACAUUGAGCAUGUGAAUCUCGAGGUGGUCGAGCUCUUUCGAAGCCCUAUAAAACGCCAUGGAUUGCUUGGGGAGAGUUCAGGUGAGCCUUGUGUUCCGACGCCUAAAAGAUCAUGGCUUCCGGUACCGUGGCUGUGGCUCCCAACUCCUGCUGCUUCCAUGUUUCUUCAGCAAAACCCAGAUUCCACUCCAUUCUGAUGAACCACCCUCCAAAAUCUUCUCUUAGGAUGAGAGCUCAGGGCCUGGGAAUCUCCGAAACCUUCUCCGAUUUAAGAAGACAAGGAAGAGUUGCAUUUAUGCCAUACAUCACUGCUGGUGAUCCUGAUCUAUCGACAACAGCAAAAGCCCUGAAGCUACUGGACUCUUGUGGUGCUGAUAUAAUCGAGUUGGGGUUGCCAUACAAUAAUCCUAUUUUGGAUGGUCCUGUGAUACAGGCAUCAAACAAAAGAGCCUUGGCUGGCAAGACAAACAUGGAAGCAGUCAUCUCCAUGUUAAAGGAGAUGGUUCCACAAAUCUCUUGUCCGAUUGUAAUAUUCUCAUAUUACAAUCUAAUACUGGCCCGCAGAAGUGAAUGGUUCUUGUCUGCAUUGGAAGAUGCUGGUGUCAAAGGGCUUAUUGUGCCAGACCUUCCAUUUGAAGAGAGUGCUGAUUUGAAGAGAGAAGCUGCCAAGAAAAACGUUGAUAUGGUUUUGCUCACUACACCUACUACCACAAACAAGAAAAUGAAGGCCAUUUCUGAUGCUUCAGAAGGAUUCAUAUACCUAGUAAGUUCUGCUGGAGUUACUGGUGUAAGAGACACUGUGAAUAGACAAGUCCAGUUUCUUCUCAAGGAAAUCAAAGAGAAAACUGCAAAGCCUGUUGCGGUUGGCUUUGGCAUAUCAAAACCAGAGCAUGUUAAACAGGUCAGUAACACAAUUGAUCUGCUCUUGUCAAGCCUUGUUUCUGAGAUUAACACCAGCAAAAUGCUGCUUCAGCUUUCAUUGUGGGGAGCUGAUGGUGUUAUCGUCGGAAGCGCAAUUGUUAAGCGGUUAGGCGAAGCUAAUUCCACAGAAGAAGGAUUAAAGCAUGUGGAAUCCUUUGUGGCAUCUUUAACAGCAGCACUUCCUCACGGGGAUCAGGGACUUGGUGAAGAGCAUGCUUCUUCCUUCAUCUUGCAACAGAGGAGAAAAUUGUGGCAAGUACCGCGAUCUGCAUCUUCCUCUUCUCUGCAUCAGCAUCACUGAGGACGUCAGAAACUAGUCUACAUUCCCAUCCGCUUGUGGUCAUUGUAGAUUGAUGAAUGAGUGCUAUUAUCCAAGUCAAAAGUACAAAAUGGUGCUUGUGGGCCAUAAAACAAGAAAUUAUCUUGUGCAAGCAAUGGAGUCUUCUUAGAUGUUGAUAUACUAAAUAUUUUGGUCUUC